AUGGCCACCCCUAGUGUCCUCGCUUUUGACGCUGAGGGUCGGGCCAUUGACUUUGACGUCUGGAUAGAUGACCUGCAGCUUUUCCUACAGUGCGAUAAGGCGGAUGGUCUCUCCCUCUUUCACCUCACCUCUGAUGCCUCUCCUCCCCCUGCUACUGAUGCUGACGCCACUGUUCGCUCACAAUGGGCCACACGCAAUGCUGCUGCACGUCUUGCUGUGCGUCGCAACCUGCCUACCUCUGAGCGUGCGCACUUUAGCCAGUACAAGAGUGCUCAGACCUUGUACAACGCUGUAGUUGCACGCUACUCCUCCCCUGCCACUGCUGCACUGAGCCGCCUCAUGCUACCGUACCUCUUCCCUGACCUUGCUGUCUUUCCCAUAGUCGCUGACCUCAUUACGCACCUCCGCACUCUUGACACUCGCUACCGCGCUGCGCUUCGUGAUGAGGACCACUUCCUCUCAGUUUGCCCCACCACUCUCACCGUUGUCCUCCUCGAGAAGGCCCUCCUCGCAGCGGAGAAGAGCAUAGUCGCUGUAGGCGCCUCUCGUGGUGACCCUCGCACCCCCAUCUUUGAGGGGUGUUCCCCCUCCCCCCUUUUGCCCUCUGUCGCCUUUGCUGCUGCGGCCGACCUCGUUGGUCUUGAGUCGGUCGGUGCGGCGUCUACCUCUAGUGGGCGAAGCCGCUCUGGCAAGGGCAAGGGGGGCCGGGGCGCUGGGGGAGCUAGCGGGGGUGGUGGAUGCGGCGGUGGAGGCGGCGGAGGGAGUGGGGGGGGUGGUGGGAGUGGUGGCGGGGGUGGAGGUGUCGGUGGCGGCAGUGGAGGCGGAAGCAGGGCGGCGGUGGCAGUGGGUGCGGAGGUAGCGGAGGUGGCGGCGGUGGCGGAGGCGGUGGCGGAGGAGGUGGAGCUGGUCGGGGUGGCGCUAUGCAGCGGGUCGGCUCCGGUGCGGGGUGGAGGUACUGGUCCGUGCACCUACGUCCUACGCACCGGCGACCGCGUGGGUGAGCAGUGUGGGGUUGCCCACCUCGCCCAGCGCUGCUUUGGCCGACUGAUGGACGCUUGGCGUCACCAGUUCCCGGAGGCUACUGAGAUCCUCCAGUGGGGUGAGCUAUCUAGGGCGGGCGUAGCUAUCUUUGACCUUGACUUUGAUGCUAUUCUUGCUGCCAUGUAUGGUGUGAUUAUUAGUGAUGAGGGUGACUGUUACCAAUGUUUACCGCCCGGCCCGGGCAUUGAGACUGCUGCUCUAGGUACUGGUGAGGCUGCUGUUCUGGGUGCUAGCGAGGCUGCUGCUCUAGGUGCCAUUGCAGUCUCUUUGGCAGACCCCUCUGGGGAUCCUUUCCUUUCCCACUUCUCCACUGUCCUCCCGUGUCCGGCGGCCCCCUCUGGCACCUUGUUUGGUCUUUAUCUCCCCUCGUUCUCUAUGAACUUGGUGAGUGGAGCUGACCUACAGGACGCGGGGGUUCACCAGUUCACUCCUGCGAGUCAGCGGGUGACCCACUGCACGGACGCUCGCACAAGCCGGCACCUGGCCACGUUUACACGUCGGCCGGGGUCGAGCCUGUACACACUGACCACUGAGUCUUCUGCUGUCAUAGAGUCUUGUCAAGUAGUUGCGUCGGGUCAGGUGUUUGCUGCAGCGUCCAGGUCUGGUCCUGAGUCUGCCCCCUGCUCAUCUCGCCUCCUGUCUCACGAGACUCUCCUGUGGCACCACCGCCUUGGUCACCCCUCCCUGCUUCGUCUCCGAGGCAUGGACUCCCGUGUCCUUCUAUCUGGUCUUCCCCGGUCCCUCCCUCCCCUUCCUUUGUGGCCUGGCCCUACCUGCGUCCCCUGUGUCCAGGGACGGCAGCGAGCUGCCCCUCACUCCUCCCAGUUUCCUCCGAGAGAGGCCCCGCUGCAGACGCUUCACAUGGACGUGUGA
Closterium sp. NIES-65 is the source of this 1914-nucleotide messenger RNA. The record is from the annotation of a GenBank genome assembly. NCBI's taxonomy places the organism in Eukaryota, Viridiplantae, Streptophyta, Zygnematophyceae, Desmidiales, Closteriaceae.